AUGGAGGAGGAGUUCCAAAAGAUUGUUGGUGUCAGUGGGCCACUUUGGGGUUUUGUAGUUGGUUUCAUGCUUUUCAACAUAAAAGGAUCAAAUCUUUAUUUCUGGAUAGCGAUCAUUCCAAUCACACUUGUUCUUAUCGUUGGUGCAAAGUUGCAACAUGUAAUCGCAACGUUAGUGUUGGAGAACGCUGGGAUAACAGAAUAUGCGUCCGGUGUAAAGCUGAGACCUCGUGAUGAACUUUUCUGGUUCAAGAAACCAGAACUACUCUUAUCCCUUAUUCACUUCAUUCAGUUUCAGAAUGCUUUCGAGUUGGCUUCGUUCUUCUGGUUCUGGUGGCAAUUUGGAUACAACUCUUGCUUCCUUAGGAAUCAUUUACUAGUUUACUUGCGACUUAUUCUAGGGUUUUCAGGACAGUUUCUAUGUAGCUACAGUACAUUGCCACUCUAUGCACUUGUCACUCAGAUGGGAACAAACUACAAGGCAGCAUUGUUGCCUCAGAGGGUAAGAGAGACAAUUAACGGUUGGGGAAAAGCAACCAGAAGAAAAAGAAGGCAUGGGUUAUAUGGCGAUGAUUCUACUAUUCGAACAGAAACAAGCACAAUCGCAUCUCUUGAAGAAUACGAUCAUCAAGUGCUUGAUGUUCCUGAAACCUCUCCAGCUCAAGGAACUGAGCAUGAGCUAAAACGUAUUCAAAACUGUGAUGCUUCUAUCUCAGUAGCUAAUGAAACUUCUAGUAUAGUUGGAACACCGCUCUUGCGACCUUGUGCUUCAAUAUCCUCACCAACUUUGUCCAGGUUACAGACAGAAACCACAGAAUCACUUUCAAGAUCGUCUUCAUUGCCCAGUGAAAAGAAAAUGUUAAACUAG
This is a messenger RNA of Microthlaspi erraticum, 867 nucleotides long. The record is from the annotation of a GenBank genome assembly. Lineage: Eukaryota; Viridiplantae; Streptophyta; Magnoliopsida; Brassicales; Brassicaceae.